This is a messenger RNA of Colossoma macropomum (tambaqui), 913 nucleotides long. RefSeq names its product twist family bHLH transcription factor 1a (gene twist1a). Bases 369 to 896 code for a protein of 175 amino acids. NCBI's taxonomy places the organism in Eukaryota, Metazoa, Chordata, Actinopteri, Characiformes, Serrasalmidae. The record is from RefSeq and is a predicted model, not a curated record. Gene Ontology annotation, molecular function: protein dimerization activity; DNA-binding transcription factor activity, RNA polymerase II-specific; RNA polymerase II transcription regulatory region sequence-specific DNA binding. The transcript has a single exon. Gene Ontology annotation, biological process: developmental process; regulation of transcription by RNA polymerase II.
UUGUUGUUUUUUAAUUCAGUGCAUGUAUUUGGCCUGUUAUUUGUUCUCUGAGAGAAUGGGGUUCUUGUAUAACGGAAACUUUGUUGUUUUCUUUCUUUUUUUCAAACAGUAACUCGGCCCCUCCCACUCCUCGCUGCUACGUCACACCCUCCUUCGUCCAAUCGCGAUCCUCCCCUCACAUUUUGCCCCUUCCACCCUAUAAGAGCUCCAAAAGUUCGUCCUGAUCCGACCAAGAAAAAAAACCCCACCGUGGCGCACGGGGCCACAGCGCGAGCCCUGCGCGAGACCCUCAGAAAGCUUCUCCACCAAGGGGACACCCGGACCGCCUAGCCGCUCCACCCCCCCCCACCCUGUUCGCCCAGCCAGCGAUGUUCGACGAAGAGACGACAGCGCGCGAGGAGUCGAGUUCUCCAGCAUCGCCCGUCGACAGCCUUGGCAACAGCGAGGAGGAGGCUGACGUGAGGCAACCGAAGCGCGGGGGCGCGCGGAAGAGGCGCGCGAGCGCGAGAAGCGGCGGCAGUCCGGCUGCGCCGGGCAAGCGGGGCAAACGGAGCGGAGGCAGCGCGAGCGGAGGCGGCAGCAGCCCGCAGUCCUUCGAGGAGCUGCAGACGCAGCGCGUGAUGGCCAACGUGCGCGAGCGGCAGCGCACGCAGUCGCUGAACGAGGCGUUCGCCUCGCUGCGCAAGAUCAUCCCCACGCUGCCCUCGGACAAGCUGAGCAAGAUCCAGACGCUCAAGCUCGCCGCGCGCUACAUCACCUUCCUCUGCCAGGUGCUGCAGAGCGACGAGCUCGACUCCAAGGUGGCCAGCUGCAGCUACGUGGCGCACGAGCGCCUCAGCUACGCCUUCUCCGUGUGGCGCAUGGAGGGCGCGUGGUCCAUGUCAACAUCGCACUAGCGGCGCCCGCGUGGACC